CGCGCGGGCUUCCCCCUCCCCGCCUUUCUCAGUGCUGGGUGCAAAUCUUAGAUGGGAGUGCAGUGAGGGGGCUCGCGUCUCUGUGCCCCUAAUCCCGGGGCUGGGCGCCUCAGCUGGUUGCGCUGAACUAGUUGUCGAGGGCGGUAGUGGCAGGGGCUGGUCAAGUCAAGCCCGAGGGCUUGCGGACCCUCCCCCUUCUCCUCGCCCAUCCCCUCCUUCCCCAGUCGAGAUCCCGGUCCCCUUCCCCGGGCCUGCCAGCGCUGUCUGCAAGCGCGGAGCGCUCCUGGGCGGCGGUGGGUGCGCGGGCCGACGCUUACGGAGGGCAAGUCUCUGCAGCCUCCUCUCUCCCCCUGCACGCCAGACUCGAGGGUACAGGCGUGGCUGGGGUGCCCGAGCCCGCAGCCGCCUCGCCGGGGGCACAGCUGGGAGGCGCGGCGGACACCUGGUCAGCCACGUGGCGGCGGGCGGGGCCGCCGGCGCUGGGAGCUCGCGGGCCCGCGAGCAGAGGGGUCUCCCCACCCAGACCGCCAGGACCCCAUUUCCACGACAAUGGCCGGGAUGUCUCAAGUGCAGGAGCUCUUCCACGAGGCCGCCCAGCAGGGGGCCCUGGCCCAGCCCCAGCCCUGGUGGAAGAGCCAGCUGUUCGUAUGGGAGCCAGUGCUGUUCGGGACCUGGGAUGGUGUGUUCACGUCCUGCAUGAUCAACAUUUUUGGGGUUGUCCUUUUCUUGAGGACUGGCUGGCUGGUGGGCAACACGGGCGUCCUCGUGGGCGUGUUUCUGGUCUCCGUCGUCAUCCUGGUGGCCCUCGUCACCGUGCUGUCUGGCAUCGGGGUCGGAGAGCAUUGCGGCGUGGGCAGUGGCGGUGUCUACUCCAUGAUCUCCUCGGCGCUCGGGGGGCAGACCGGAGGCACGGUGGGACUGCUGUACGUGUUCGGACAGUGUGUUGCAGGUGCCAUGUACAUCACCGGCUUCGCUGAAUCCAUCUCAGAUUUGCUGACCCUCAGGAAUAUCUGGGCUGUUCGAGGAAUUUCAGUGGUGGUGCUUCUGGCCUUGCUGGGGAUCAACCUGGCAGGUGUCAAGUGGAUAAUCCGCCUCCAGCUGCUGCUGCUGUUCCUGCUGGCUGUGUCCACACUGGACUUUGUGGUGGGCUCCUUCACACACCUGGACCCAGAACAUGGUUUUAUUGGAUAUUCACCAGAACUGCUGCAGAACAACACUCUGCCAGAUUACAGCCCUGGGGAGUCUUUUUUCACUGUCUUUGGGGUGUUCUUCCCAGCAGCUACAGGAGUCAUGGCCGGCUUCAACAUGGGGGGCGACCUCAGGGAGCCUGCUGCCAGCAUCCCCCUGGGCUCCCUAGCAGCUGUUGGCGUCUCGUGGUUUCUGUACAUCGUCUUUGUCUUUCUGCUCGGCGCCAUCUGCACCCGAGAGGCCCUUCGCUAUGACUUCCUGAUAGCCGAAAAGGACCCUCACCUUCUACCACGAGCAGAAAGAACUGCUCCCAAGAAACAGGUGUCCCUAGUGGGCUUCCUGUUCCUUUUGGGCUUAUACAUCUCAUCCCUGGCCUCCUGUAUGGGAGGCCUCUACGGAGCCCCCCGGAUCCUGCAGUGCAUUGCCCAGGAGAAAGUGAUUCCUGCACUGGCCUGUCUGGGGCAAGGGAAAGGGCCAAAUAAAACACCUGUAGCUUCCAUCUGCCUGACCAGCUUGGUGACCAUGGCCUUUGUCCUUGUGGGUCAGGUGAAUGUGCUGGCCCCCAUCGUCACCAUCAACUUCAUGCUGACAUACAUCGCGGUGGACUACUCUUACUUCUCCCUGUCCAUGGGUCCCUGCAGCCUCCCCCAGGUGCCUGAGUCAGGGCACAGGGAGGGCUCGGAAGCUCUCCACUGCUCUGAGCAUCUGCUGUUGGCGAAGGCUCCCAGCUAUGGCUCUGAGAGCACUGCCCAAAGCCUCUCUGAGGGCACUCUGCUAGAAUUCACCAAAGACAUGGACCAGCUCCUCCAGCUAACCAGGAAGCUUGAGAGUAGCCAGCUCAGGCAAGGAGAGAGUGAUGUGACGCUGGAGAGUCAGAAGGGGAAACGCAAGAAGGCCACCAAGCAAACCCUACAAGAUAGCUUCCUCUUGGACCUCAAGUGCCCGGCUUCCUUCCCUACUGAGGGCUCUGAUGGAUUGCCCACUGCCUCCUGGCAGGGACAGGAGUCCUCCUGGAACAAGCAGAGUACCGGAAGUGAAGGGGAUUGGCCUGGGGGAGCCUGUGGAGAACAACUUGUCCCUGAGCCAAGUAGCCCGCUUAGGCCAAGUGGAGAAGAUUUCUUCUUGAAGUCCAGGUUCCAGGAACAAGAUGUCCAAGGGAGACCGACUUCUUUCUACACUCGCAUGUGCAACCCCUGGGUCUCCCUGUUGGGGGCAGUUGGGUCCCUUCUCAUCAUGUUUGUGAUCCAGUGGGUCUAUACCCUGGUUAACAUGGGUGUUGCUGCCAUUGUGUAUUUCUACAUUGGUCGGACCAGUCCAGGGCUUCAUCUUGGAUCAGCCUCCGGCUUCAGCUUUUUCAGAUGGAUGAGGUCUCUUCUGAUCCCUUCCUGCAGGAGCUUGCGAUGCCCCCAAGAGCAGAUAAUUUUGGCGCCGUCCCUAGCUAGGGUUGACAUGGAGAUGACUCAGCUCACCCAGGAGAAUGCAGACUUUGCCACCCGGGAUCGCUACCACCACUCCUCCCUUGUGAGUCGGGAGCAGCUGAUGCCUGAGUAUUAGAGUACUGAGCCCUCAGUACGAGGCAGCCCUAGGACCCUCUUCUCUUGGAGCUGCCGAGUGUACAGUGGACCCAAAUCCCAGAACUUUUGUGGAGCUGGUUAUCCCCGGUAAGAAGCUCAAAGAUCUGUCCUCCCACUGCCAUUUUGGACCAUGGAAAUCUGCAUUUGUGUCUGCAGUACCACGUGUAACCAGGGUAACGGCUGAAGAGCUCCACGUGGACACCAACACUUGCAGGUGUGGAGAACCGGACCAGAUUGCUUGUUCUGAGGGCCACAAUAAAUAGUUAUUUUAAAUGUUAUUUUAUUGUUUAUUUUUUGAAUAAAUAAUAUGCUCCCAAA
Molecule: messenger RNA, 3080 nt
Organism: Equus caballus (horse)
Lineage: Eukaryota; Metazoa; Chordata; Mammalia; Perissodactyla; Equidae
Source: RefSeq, a predicted model, not a curated record